GUAGGGCGUGACCGGAAGCUGUGGCCACGCCCACUGCGGAGGGAGAGAGACAGCUGAGGCCACACACACAGAGAGAGAGCGAAUAUUAAGAAUCACACUGCACUCUAAUAUAACAGUAGAGAUUUAUACAUACCGUACCAUCAUCAUCGUCAUCAUAAAAAAUUAAUCAUCACAAUAAUAUUUUCGUAUAGCAGAAGAGUGCGAGUGAGUGCGCAUCGCCAACAAUUAGAUUGUUGUUGUUGUUGUAAAAUUGGGCGACUGAGGAGGGGCCGUGGGUUGUGUUGGGAGCGGAGACUGCCGGAAUACGAGCGAGAGCGUGAUGGCGAGCGGCGCGUCCCCCCCGCCCCCCGGCUCCGAGCUGCCCACGCCGCUGCAGGACAAGAUGGCCGCGUCAGCGCGCGAGACCAUCUACCUGUGCAACUUCCGCGUGUCGGUGGACGGAGAGUGGCUCUGCCUGCGCGAGCUCAACGACAUCUCGCUGGCGCCCGACGGCGCCAGGACCCCCUCCGCCGCGGGGGCCGGGGCCGCCGGCGCUGGGGGGGCCCUCGCCGGGGCACCGGGGGGGGCUUCCGGCGGCCCAGACCCAGAGGAGCCAAAUGCUUCGGGAUCGCGAUACCGCUACUGUGACGAGCCGCGCGACGCCGUGAGCCAGGAGCGCGUGAGCCUCAUGGACAUGGCCAAGCUGAGCAUCAAGGGGCUUAUCGAGUCGGCGCUCAACCUGGGCCGCAGCCUCGACUCGGACUACGCGCCCCUGCAGCAGUUCUUCGUCAUCAUGGAGCACUGCCUCAAGCACGGCCUCAAGGUGCGCAAGUCGUUCCUGGGGCAGGCCAAGUCGUUCUGGGCUCCGCUGGAGCUGGUGGAGCGCCUGUGCCCCGAGUCCAGCGAGAUCACAGCCAGCGUGCGGGACCUCCCGGGACUCAAGACACCCCAAGGACGUGCCCGGGCCUGGCUGCGCCUCGCUCUGAUGCAGAAGAAGCUCUCCGACUACAUGAAGGCCCUGAUCGCCAGGAAAGACCUGCUGAGUGAGUUUUACGAGGUGGGGGCGCUCAUGCUGGAGGAGGAGGGCCUUCUCAUCGCCGGGCUCCUCGUCGGUCUCAACGUCAUCGACGCCAACCUCUGCAUCAAGGGGGAGGACCUUGACUCCCAGGUCGGGGUGAUCGACUUCUCGCUCUACCUGAAGGAGGGGCAGUCGAGCAAACCGGAGGACAGUGGAGCAAACCUCACGGCGAUCCUGGACCAGAAGAACUACGUGGAGGAGCUCAACAGGAACCUCACGCUCACGGUGAACAAUCUGCAGUUGAAGGUGGACGCAUUGGAAAAACAGAACGCACGGAUUUCUGAGGAGCUCUGCUCAGAGAAGAUUCGCUCGAUUGCUAUGGAAGAAGAGAAUGAAGCCAUGCGGGCGGAGAUCACACAGCACACACAGACUGGGAAGUCUGAUUCUGAUGGAGAACAUCAGAAGCACGGGGAGCGCGCCGAGCCGCGUUCGCAAGACGGCGCGGACGCCAUCGCCUCCCUGAGGGCGCACGUGGGUGACAUGUGCAGCGCACUGGGGGAGGUGGGAGGCAGGAAGUCCGAAUUGUUGAUGAAGUUGGAGGAGACGACCAAUCGGAUGUCAGCGACUCUGAAACAGCUGGAAACCAGUGAGGAGGCCUCGGGCAGAGGCUCCAAGAGCCAGGCUCGCAAGUCUGCACACAGACGCUCCUAGCGCGCGCACGUGUACACGCGCGUGUACGUGUGUGCGUGAGUGUGGCACGCGUACACACACACACAGUUAUGUACGUAUGUACGUGUGUGUGUGUGUGCUUGCGUAUGUACGAGGCACGUACACGCGUAUGCUUGUACGUGUGUACACGUGUACACACGUACACGCGUAUACCUGUGUAUGUGUGUGUGUACACGUGCACACACGUACACGCGUAUGCUU
Petromyzon marinus (sea lamprey) is the source of this 1927-nucleotide messenger RNA. RefSeq names its product protein RUFY3-like. The record is from RefSeq and is a predicted model, not a curated record. Gene Ontology annotation, biological process: regulation of axonogenesis. Gene Ontology annotation, cellular component: cytoplasm. Lineage: Eukaryota; Metazoa; Chordata; Hyperoartia; Petromyzontiformes; Petromyzontidae.